Mycena indigotica is the source of this 414-nucleotide messenger RNA. RefSeq lists its product as uncharacterized. Bases 1 to 414 code for a protein of 137 amino acids. Lineage: Eukaryota; Fungi; Basidiomycota; Agaricomycetes; Agaricales; Mycenaceae. The transcript has a single exon. The record is from RefSeq and is a predicted model, not a curated record.
AUGAGAUUCCUGGCGCUUGCUGGCGCUCGCACAGAAGUUGCCGACGACCAUAUUGCUACAGCAGACGGAGGAGGGCGAUUAUUACUCCACGCAAGAGCAUCUCUUCGUAUCUCUCCAACAACGGUGGUCCCCGUCGUUCAUAAUGCCGGCGCAACCUACAACUUGCCGCCGCCGAUGAAGAAGCUGACGGUGGACAUCGACGAACGAUGGAUCACCGCUGCGGCAAGACGUUUUCCAAUGCGCCCACCAGCCCCUCCCCUCAUACGCCACUUCAAGUUGUCUGUGCCCCGCCUCAUGAAACCCCAUCUUGUCCAAUUCCACGACGCCCAGGCCGAGUGCUACGGUGGCGCGCACCUAUGUAAGAUGCAUAUGCCGCCAUCGCCGUCAUCCAGUUCCCAGCCAUUGCGCCGUUAA